GAGAGGCCCGCCCUCCGAUUCGCCUACGACUGAAGGGGCCGAGAAGAAAAAUACCACAUUGUAAAAAUGAAGUUUAUUUCAAGAAUCCAUCCAAACGCCGUCGCUUACUCCAUGACCACAUUAGGGGCAGGAAUGAUGAACAGCAUAUUUAAUUUCUACUACGUUAAACUGUUUUUGAACCAAUACAAGAUCUCGGAAGGUGCGUUCCAUCAAGCACAGGUUGUUUUUAUGAUCUGGAACGCCAUCAAUGACCCUCUCUUCGGCUAUAUUCAAGACAACGCCAAAGCCCCAUGCUGCUCCAGGCGCCAGGCUUCCAUUUUCUACGGGGCUCCUUUGUACGGUCUGGCCUUUCUGCUCCCCUGGUUCCCAUGGAAACAGUAUCGAGAAGGUGACUGGCUGAGCGGGCUUCACCUCGUGGUCGCUCUGUGUGCUUUCGACGGCAUGCUGACGUUUGUCUUGCUGGCGCAGUGUGCUCUCUUUGCGGAAUCGUCCACCAGACACGAGAGCAGGCUUCAGCUCAUCAAGUACAACCAAGUGGCCACGUUAGUUGGGUCCACCAGCAUCCUCUUCUGCGGCUUGAUAUCCAAUAAUAUGGAGAACUUUGCCCAUUUUCAGGUCUUUGUGGUUCUAGUUGGUGCAACAGCGACCGCUUGCAUGUGCUACACGGGAAUCUAUAGCACCACACAGUAUGAACAAAGGGAAAGUCUCCUGGAAGGCAGUGAGGGAGAAAGUGCUGAGAGACUCUUCUCGUGGUCCUCCAUAAUUUCGUUGACCAAGCAGAUCUUGACCCAGAGAAAUUUCUUGCUCUUUGUGACCAUGAACUUCUUUCAAGUCUUCCACUUGGCUUUCUGCAGCAAUUUCAUGAUGAUCUUUGCAGACAACCUCAUCCCUAAGGACGUCCUUUCUUCUUCUGUCCGCAGCAUCAUGUACGGGGCAGGUUUCAUUUGUCCUCAGUGCCUUGUGCUAAUUAGCCAAUCUCCGCUGAAGAAAUUUGGUUACUAUAAGGUGGUCUUGUUUUCCUUCUAUUUGGAAGCAAUAGCUGCAGCGCUCAUGUUUCUUCUAGGCCCGGAACACUACUACCUGUUGGCUAUUUAUCUUACUAUGAACAUGGUAAUCGUUCAAGCUUCUUUCAGUCUCUUUAAUUUGCCUUUGGCUGAUAUUGUUGAUGCAGAUUUAAAGAAACAUAAACGGAGAUCACCGCUUUCAUCCAUGGUUUUUGGAACGAAUGCCUUAUUUACAAAGCCAGCCCAGUCUCUAGCUCCUAUGCUGGUGGUUACUAUACUCAAUCAAUUUGGAUAUGCAAAUCUGAAUAGUAAACUUGCUCAGCCUAACCCAAAUUUGUUCCUAGGCCUCCAUGAUGCCAUGUUCUACAUGAUCUGCCUCGUUCCUCUUUGCAUUGCAGCCAUACAGAUUCUCACAUGGACCCCCUUCUCCAUCCAGAACAGUCACCUGACACCCAUUCAUGCUGAGAUGUGAAUGUGAGCGAACUGGGGACUUGACUGUUCCAUUUGACCCACUAGUCAAUUUUGAAUUGUGGGUAGAACAUCUGGCUUGCCAUGACUCUUUAGACUAGCGGAUCACCUGCCACCUGAGCUGUUCCUCACCUGUGAUAGAAAGCAAGGAUCUUUCUAGUUGAAUAGCAGUGACAAAUGUUAAAGAUGUCAUGUAGACCUACUGGGUACAUUAUUAGGUCUCUGCCUCAGUGACUGAGCAAUAUCAGACACAUCUCCUCUGAUGGAAUUCUGCAGACUAAAAUUCUUCUUCUUAGAGGAAGACCCCAUAAUAACUCCAAAAAUGGUGGUGGUGAACUCCUUUCAUCAAAAAUGGUGGACAGCUCUUAUCCAUUUUCAGCCAUUCCAGAUCAGCCAUACAUACGAACACACUUCGUGCUUUGGGAUGCAGGACUGGAAAAUCCAGGUUUUUGAGGGUGGCCGUUUGCACAUAUUGUCCAGCACUGGUAUGUGCAGUGCCCAUGGUGACAAUCUGUAUUGAGAGGAAAGAAGUGAAAAGAGUUUACUUCUCUGUAUGCAAAAAGAGUGUUAUGGGGAUUAUUAUUUUAAGGGACAAGGGGGAGAUGCA
Molecule: messenger RNA, 2079 nt
Organism: Gekko japonicus
Lineage: Eukaryota; Metazoa; Chordata; Lepidosauria; Squamata; Gekkonidae
Product: transmembrane protein 180
Exons: 7
Coding region: 67-1476 (469 amino acids)
Source: RefSeq, a predicted model, not a curated record